This is a messenger RNA of Lolium perenne, 2737 nucleotides long. Its product is annotated as probable GTP diphosphokinase RSH3, chloroplastic. Gene Ontology annotation, cellular component: chloroplast. Gene Ontology annotation, biological process: guanosine tetraphosphate metabolic process. The record is from RefSeq and is a predicted model, not a curated record. Lineage: Eukaryota; Viridiplantae; Streptophyta; Magnoliopsida; Poales; Poaceae.
CUUCACGCACUAAAAUACACACACAGCAGACGCAAAGCAACCCAGAAUAAACACGCGACGCAAUACAAGCGGUUUCCCCCCAAUCCGUGCUUCCUGCGUCUUCGUCGAAAAGGAUAGGCCCUCCGCCCCAAAAUUCCCCGAAUUAGAUCGCGCCAGGAUCAGAAGUUCGUCGUCCAAUCCGUGCUCUGCUGCUGCAUCUCGAUUUCUCUCCGACUUUGAGUAGCUGUUCUUUGAGUUUCGUUUGAUUUGUUUGUUGGAAUUUGGAGCCCCGAAUGCGUCGACUUCAUCUCGCCGAGAUCAAAUUCUGAACCCGAAUUCGUCCGUCCUCUUCCCCAAUUUUGUGGGUAGCUAGAGGUCUUGAGUUCCCCGGCGUUUAGAGCUCGUCGGAGGCGUCCCGGAUUCUGGCCACCAUGUCGCUGUCGGCGAUUUCCCUGUACACCAGCCCGCCGGGCUCCGUGUACUCCUCGGAUUUCGAUCCGAGCAGCUCCCGCGGCUCGCCGCCGUGCAGCACCGCGCCGCCGUCCACCACCUCCCACCGCGCGUCCGCCGUCGCCGGCGGCCUCUCCUGCCUCUUCUCCUCCCCGGCCGCGGCCGCCUCGCCGCCCCGCGCCCCGCCGCACGACGACCUGUGGCACGACGGAUCCGACGACCUCAGCUUCGGCGGCGGCUACUCCCACUCGCCGUCGCCGCUCAAGCGGCGCGACCUCCACCACAGCCCCGUGUCGGUGUUCCAGGGCCCGUCCUCCUCGCCGGCGUCCCGCGGCGCGUCGGCCUCCUGGCUCACCGGCCGCGAGCGCGACCGCCUCUUCUCCGGCUUCGUGCGCAACGCGCUCGGCUCCUGCAUCGACUACGUCCCGGCCACCAGCCCGCGGCCCGAGGUCGGCGGCGGCGAGCUCGCGUUCGAGCUCGACGAGAACCUCGCCGAGGCCAGCCCCGCCUGCGAGCCCUACGCCCGGGAGCUCCUCGCCGGUGCGCAGGCUCGCCACCGCAUCUUCCACGAGGAGCUCGUCGUCAAGGCCUUCUUCGAGGCCGAGAAGGCUCACCAUGGACAGACUCGGGCGAGCGGUGAUCCGUUCUUGCAACAUUGUGUGGAGACGGCCGUGCUACUGGCCAAGAUCGGGGCCAGCGCCACGGUUGUCUCUGCUGGGCUCCUACACGACACCAUCGAUGAUUCGUUCGUAGACUAUGAUCACAUCUUCCACAUGUUCGGGGCUGGAGUGGCUGAUCUCGUGGAAGGGGUCUCGAAGCUGAGCCACUUGAGCAAGCUUGCUCGUGAUAACAACACGGCAAGCAGAACUGCGGAAGCGGAUCGCUUGCAUACAAUGCUCCUCGCUAUGGCUGAUGCACGGGCUGUUCUAAUAAAGUUAGCAGAUCGUGUGCAUAACAUGAACACUUUAGAAGCCCUGCCUCUGGUCAAACAACAAAGGUUUGCUAAGGAGACCAUGGAGAUCUUUGUGCCUUUGGCCAAUCGGUUGGGGAUCGCUAGCUGGAAAGACCAGCUUGAAAAUCUCUGCUUCAAGCACUUGAACCCGGAAGAGCACAAGGAGCUGUCAUCGAAACUUACAGAAACCUUUGACGAAGCGCUGAUCACAUCUGCUGUGGAUACAUUGGAUGAAGGUCUGAAGGAUGCGGGUGUCUCAUAUCAGAGUCUUUCUGGAAGGAACAAAAACCUUUACAGUGUUUACUCCAAGAUGCUCAAGAAGAAUCUAACAAUGGAUGAAGUUCAUGAUAUCCAUGGCCUGCGCCUUGUGGUCGAGAAGGAGGAAGAUUGCUACCGAGCACUGGAUGUUGUCCAUAAACUCUGGCCCCAAGUAGAUGGAAGAUUUAAGGACUACAUAUCGCGUCCAAAAUUAAAUGGGUAUCGUUCAUUGCACACUGUUGUCAUGAGUGAGGGCGAUCACCCGUUCGAGGUCCAGAUCCGUACAAAGGAGAUGCACCUGCAGGCCGAGUACGGGUUUGCCGCGCACUGGAGGUACAAGGAAGGCUCUUGCCGGCACUCCUUCGUGCUUCAGAUGGUGGAGUGGGCGAGGUGGGUGCUUACGUGGCAAUGCGAAGCAUUGAACAAGGAGCAGUCCUCGUCCCGAGUGAAGAGCGAGACCAUCAGGCCGCCUUGCCCGUUCCCCUUGCAUUCGGAGGAAUGCCCCUACUCGUAUACCCGCCAGUGCAACCACGACGGUCCAUUGUUCGUCAUCCUCUUGGAGCAUGAUAAGAUGUCUGUCCAGGAAUUCCCAGCCGGCUCAACCGUGAUGGACCUGAUGGACCGAUUUGGCGCCAACUGUCAAAGGUGGAGCCCCUACAGGGUGCCCAUGAAAGAAGACCUGCGGCCGAAGGUGAACCAUGAGCCCAUAAGCGACCUGGGAAUGCCGCUGAGCAUGGGGGACGUGGUGGAGCUGACCCCGGCGCUGCCCAACAAAUCACUCACCAAGUACCGGGAGGAGAUCCAGCGCAUGUACGACUGCGGUGGCUUCGCCCUCGCUGCCACCCGCAGCGGCAGCGGCGGCUCGAGACGAUGACUGACGGCACUCGCUGGUGUUUAACAACCUGUCUGUACCAUUAUUGUACAAUGUUGCCCAACCCAUUCAAUUCGUUGUAAAUACGUAGUCUCUGAUUCAUGGCGGCCAUGAGGGCUGUAGGAACACCCCCCCGGAUGCAGUGGGGGUCCAGCCUGGCUGCGACGUGUACUGAUACUCCAGCUGAAUGAUGUAUAGACAAUUCAAGUCCGAUUCGGCUGCUCCCA